This is a messenger RNA of Porites evermanni, 3115 nucleotides long. NCBI's taxonomy places the organism in Eukaryota, Metazoa, Cnidaria, Anthozoa, Scleractinia, Poritidae. The record is from the annotation of a GenBank genome assembly.
AUGUUUGGCGUUUUGUUGGUGGGCCUCAUUUGCCUUUCUUCUGGUUUUGUAUCAUGUUCGCCACCCGAGGCACCCAAGGUGUCCCUGGCUCUGUAUUUUGAAAGCCUUUGUCCUGACUGCCAGCUGUUUAUUCGCAAGCAGCUUUAUCCAACUUACCUCAAGGUCGGCGAAAUCUUUAAUCUUACGCUUGUACCGUAUGGAAACGCAGAAGAAAGGCGAUCAGGAGACAAAUGGGUCUUCGAGUGCCAACACGGACCGAAGGAAUGCCAAGGGAACCUGAUUGAGACAUGCGCUAUUGCUCUGCUGAAGAACAUUUCGGUGUCUUUUCCUUUCAUUCACUGUUUUGAGGAGAACACGGAGAAAUCAGAGGAUCCGCAACCCGCUGAGAUAGCUGAGAAAUGCGCCAAAUCCUUGGGAAUUGACUAUUCUCCGAUCGAGACAUGCGUGAGCGGUCCCCAGGGAAACAGUCUGGAGCAUCAGAUGGCAGUAAAAACGAACGCACUUAAACCACAACACCAGUACGUUCCGUGGGUAACCCUGAACGGAAAACACACUGAGAAGCUGCAGAGGGAGGCAGAGAAUAACUUGCUGAAGCUUGUCUGCAAAUACUACACCGGACCCAAGCCAUCGGCGUGCGAACAACAGCAGAUUGGUCGCUGUUACAAGAAUGAGAAGCACAUACACAUUUAGUGAAUUUUCCUUUUAUUUUCUCGCUGUAGAUCAUUUAGAAAGUCCGAAGCCGUAUAGUACAUAACAUCAAGGAGCACGGCUCGGUCCGAAGCUGUUGUUGCUGUUUAGAGAAAUGUACUCAUUACACUGUAAUUGAAAAUAAACUGCUGUAGCUAAUGCAGACUGCCGUUCUUUUUAUGGGAUGUCCUCGUCUCGCAAAACCUCGUCCUUGUCUCACAAACCGCUCCCUUUUAUUAAAUGCAUUUUUUAUGAUAGAGAGUGGACAGAUUGAUGAUUUGCCUGAUCGCGGGUUUUUAUAGACCACUACACUCAAAAAGAUUCCCGACUUCGGAGUUAGUCCUACAUCGCUAUAAUCAUAUUGGAUGGGGAAAGUAACCAAGCAGAAAGCAAGAACAUGUUUAAGAAAAUAGGUUAAAGCGGAAAGCAGAACUUCUGCGCGUAUUUAUUGUUGGGAUUAGAAGAUCAUGUUUUUUUUAACCACACGGGGGUAUUUGUGCCGCCUGCCUUCGACCUAGUCCAUGGAACAAACAACACAACUCACAGACACCUGAGAGAUCUGUACAGUCCCCGAAAUGAUUCCGACCCCGGAAUGAUCCCCUACCCUAAGAUAAGCUAAGAUGAUCUAAGAUGAUCUAAUCUCCUUUAUGUCUACAAUACCGACUCCGUGCCACCCUGGGGUGGCACGGAGGAGAAAAUCAGAAUUUUAGAAGAAUCCUUAGAGUUAUUAUUGAAAAAGAAAUGUGUCACAAGGAAGGACGUAAAAUAGAUUAACUCUGUGUUCGACCUAGUCUAGUAGCUUCUAGUGGAGGAGCGCUGCGUGACGACUCUAAACACGGCUGUGAAGCAGACUAUGUUCGACCACAACUGUUGCAUUUUAUUGCUAAUGUCAAUCAAUUCGAGAUUGAUUGAACAAAACAGGAGUCAAAUUUCCCUCCUGUCGUCUCCCGCAGUCGUUUUCUUACUGGGACGGACCAUUUAGAAAAGUUAUGGGGGGCGGGGAGAGGGGAAUUUUCGAGUCGCAGGAUUUUCUUUUCGUUAUCAAAUUCCUUGUAUGAAUUUUUUUAGGCCAUAACAUGAAUAUUUUUUAGGAUUAAUUGGCGUGCAUGAAUUUUUUUUCAUUUAAUUUUCCCUUGUCCAAAUAGUGUACUUCGCCCCCCCCGCCCCGGCAUAACUUUUCUAAUGGUCCGUCCCUUAGCAACGGAAAUGAAAAAUUCUCUUCAACUUCCUGUAAAUCGGUCAACUGAUAAGUAGAGUUUCACUUGAAUGCGAAGGUAACUUCGACAAAGAAAACCAGAUAUACAUAUUACAUCAUCUCAACGAGGAAGGAAGUCAUGUCAAAAUCACGAGUUUAAUAAGACGAAGCAAAUCGUGUACUCUAAUUGGCUGCCCGAGACGUUGACAAGAUGGGUCUAUAAUCUUGCCCGCGGGGGAUUUCUCUCUUUCGUUUAGCAACAAAAACAAAAAAAAGCUUCUAGGCCUUACAAUCACUCCUUUAUUGAACAAGCAUGUCCGGUCAAGAUUUCUUUACGUUUACGGACCUCACGCAUAAAUAACAAGUACAAGUGCAUAUAUUAUUUACACGGGGUACAUCACCAUGGCGCAACAACAAUACAUCAAAGAGUCAUGACAUUAUCACGCGGUUUGACUGAAAAACGUGCGCGCGCACUCAAGAUAGUAUAAAGGUUGAAGUCCGCUCCUCUCGAAUUUCUCACCUUUGCUGAAAUUUCAAAAGAAUCUCUCUUGACGAAUCAUGGUCUUGCUACGCAUCUGCGCUGCCCUGUUCAUCACACUUCCGUUGCUCACUGUCGCAGCUCCAGCAGCAGCUCCCAGAGUAGAAAUAGCUUUGUAUUAUGAGAGCUAUUGUGGAGGAUGCAGAGAUUUCAUCAGAGACCAGCUUUAUCCGACAUUCCAGAAGGUUAGCCAAAUCAUGGACAUAACGCUGGUCCCUUAUGGCAAUGCCGAAGAGACUCAAGAUGGAAGUGAAUGGCGUUUCAAUUGCCAGCACGGUCCUCAAGAAUGCGUGGGAAACUUGAUCGAGACCUGCGCUAUUUCCAUCCUGCAGAAUGUAACCUCUUAUAUGCCUUUCAUUCACUGCGUUGAGGUAAAUAUCGAGAGUGGUGACCCACGUUCUGUAGCAGAGAAGUGUGCCAGCCAACAAGGAAUUGAUUUUACAGCAAUCGACAAGUGUCAAAGUGGUCCCCAGGGAAAUGCCCUCGAGCAUAAAAUGGCGCUGAAGACGAACGCUCUGAAUCCACGUCAUUAUUACGUUCCAUGGGUAACGCUGAACGGCAAACACACGGAGGAUAUACAGGAAAAGGCCACGUUCGAUUUACUAGGACUGGUGUGUUGCACUUUUCAAGGUACCAAGCCUUCUGCGUGUCAGGAAAAAGAAGCCAUACAUAGCCGCUGCUACAAAGUUGCGUGA